UGGAGCCCUGCAGCCGCUAGUCAUGUACCGCUCCACCAAGGGCGCCUCCAAGGCGCGCCGCGACCAGAUCAACGCUGAGAUCCGGAACCUCAAGGAGCUCCUGCCUCUAGCUGAAGCGGACAAGGUCCGGCUCUCCUACCUGCACAUUAUGAGUCUUGCUUGCAUCUACACUCGCAAGGGCGUCUUCUUCGCUGGAGGCACUCCUCUGGCGGGCCCCACAGGGCUUCUCUCAUCUCAAGAGCUUGAAGACAUAGUGGCGGCACUACCUGGAUUUCUACUUGUGUUCACAGCUGAGGGGAAGCUGCUAUAUCUGUCUGAGAGUGUGAGCGAACAUCUGGGCCACUCCAUGGUGGACCUCGUUGCCCAGGGUGACAGUAUCUACGACAUCAUUGACCCAGCUGACCACCUAACUGUGCGCCAGCAACUCACCCUGCCCUCUGCCCUGGACACCGAUCGCCUCUUCCGCUGCCGCUUCAACACUUCCAAGUCCCUCAGGCGCCAGAGUGCAGGCAACAAACUGGUGCUUAUUCGAGGCCGAUUCCAUGCUCAUCCACCUGGAGCCUACUGGGCAGGAAACCCUGUUUUCACGGCUUUCUGUGCUCCACUGGAGCCAAGACCUCGCCCUGGCCCUGGCCCUGGCCCUGCCUCACUCUUCCUGGCCAUGUUCCAGAGCCGUCAUGCUAAGGACCUGGCCCUACUGGACAUCUCUGAGAGUGUCCUAAUCUACCUGGGCUUUGAGCGCAGUGAACUGCUCUGUAAAUCAUGGUAUGGACUGCUGCACCCCGAGGACCUGGCCCACGCUUCUGCUCAACACUACCGCCUGUUGGCUGAGAGUGGAGAUAUUCAGGCAGAGAUGGUGGUGAGACUGCAGGCCAAGCCUGGAGGCUGGGCAUGGAUUUAUUGCCUGUUAUACUCAGAAGGUCCAGAGGGCCCCAUUACUGCUAAUAACUACCCAAUCAGUGACACAGAAGCCUGGAGCCUCCGCCAGCAGCUGAACUCUGAAAACAGCCAGGCAGCCUAUGUUCUGGGCACCCCAGCCAUGCUGCCCUCAUUCCCAGAGAACAUCCUCUCUCAAGAGCAGUGUUCCAGCCCCAACCCACUCUUCCCCCCAGCCUUGGGAGCUCCCAGAAGCACCAACUUCCCUAGUGCUCCAGACCUGGGUGCUGCCUCAACAUCAGAAGAGCUUCCUCAAUCCCAAAAAGAGUUGGGCUUUAGUUACCUGGCAUUCCCGUCUGGCCCUGAGCCUUCUCUUCAAGCAGACCUGAGCAAGGAUCUUGUGUGCACUCCACCCUACACACCCCACCAGCCAGGAGGCUGUGCCUUCCUCUUCAGCCUCCACGAGCCCUUCCAGACCCACUUGUCCACUCCAUCCAGCUCUCUCCAAGAACAGCUGACUCCAAGCACUGCCCCACCUUUUUCUGAUCAACUGACUCCAAGCAGUGCAACCUUCCCAGAUCCACUGAUGAGCCCACUUCAAGCCAGAUGACCGAAAGCUCACCAGAACUAUGAAGAUCAAUUGACUCCCUGCACCUCUGCCUUCCCAGACCAGCUGCUUCCCAGCACUGCCACCUUCCCAGAGCCUCUGGGCAGUCCUGCCCAUGAACAACUGACUCCUCCCAGCACAGCAUUCCAAGCACACCUCAACAGCCCCAGCCAAACCUUCCCAGAGCAACUGAGCCCCAAUCCCACCAAGACUUACUUCACCCAGGAGGGAUGCAGUUUUCUCUAUGAGAAGUUGCCCCCAAGUCCUAGCAGCCCUGGUAAUGGGGACUGCACGCUCCUGGCCCUAGCCCAGCUGCGGGGCCUCUCUGUGGAUGUCCCUCUGGUACCCGAAGGCCUGCUUACACCUGAGGCCUCUCCAGUCAAGCAGAGUUUCUUCCACUACUCUGAGAAGGAGCAGAAUGAGAUAGACCGCCUCAUCCAGCAGAUCAGCCAGUUGGCUCAGGGCAUGGACAGGCCCUUCUCAGCUGAGGCUGGCACGGGCGGGCUAGAGCCACUUGGAGGUCUGGAGCCCCUAGACUCCAACCUGUCCCCCGGGGCUGGUCCCCCUGUGCUCAGCCUGGACCUGAAACCCUGGAAAUGCCAGGAGCUGGAUUUCCUGGCUGACCCUGAUAACAUAUUCCUGGAAGAGACGCCCGUGGAAGACAUAUUCAUGGAUCUCUCUACCCCAGACCCCAAUGGGGAAUGGAGUUGGGAUCCUGAGGCAGCGGUCCCAGGAGGGGCCUCAUCGCCUUGCAACAACCUGUCCCCAGAAGACCACAGCUUCCUGGAGGACCUGGCCACAUAUGAAACCGCCUUUGAGACAGGUGUCUCAGUUCCCUACGAUGGGUUUACUGAUGAGUUGCAUCAACUCCAGAGCCGUCAAGACAGCUUCCAUGAAGAUGGAAGUGGAGGGGAACCAACGUUUUGAAUAAGUCUGUGACUUAACGUCGUCAAGUAUGGCAUAUUGU
Lynx canadensis (Canada lynx) is the source of this 2450-nucleotide messenger RNA. It is a transcript of the gene NPAS4, whose product is annotated as neuronal PAS domain protein 4. NCBI's taxonomy places the organism in Eukaryota, Metazoa, Chordata, Mammalia, Carnivora, Felidae. Gene Ontology annotation, biological process: regulation of transcription by RNA polymerase II. The record is from RefSeq and is a predicted model, not a curated record. Gene Ontology annotation, molecular function: DNA-binding transcription factor activity, RNA polymerase II-specific; protein dimerization activity; RNA polymerase II transcription regulatory region sequence-specific DNA binding.